Messenger RNA from Thyridium curvatum, 1791 nucleotides. RefSeq lists its product as uncharacterized. Bases 1 to 1791 code for a protein of 596 amino acids. Gene Ontology annotation, biological process: proton transmembrane transport; ATP metabolic process. Gene Ontology annotation, molecular function: ATP hydrolysis activity; ATP binding; proton-transporting ATPase activity, rotational mechanism. The transcript is spliced from 4 exons. Gene Ontology annotation, cellular component: fungal-type vacuole membrane; proton-transporting V-type ATPase, V1 domain. The record is from RefSeq and is a predicted model, not a curated record. NCBI's taxonomy places the organism in Eukaryota, Fungi, Ascomycota, Sordariomycetes, Thyridiales, Thyridiaceae.
AUGGACCACGUAGGCAAGAUCUACUCCAUCUCCGGCCCUGUCGUGAUUGCCGAGGAGAUGGAGGGUGUUGCCAUGUACGAGCUCGUCAGGGUCGGUCACGAUAACCUGGUCGGAGAGGUCAUCAGGAUCAGUGCAGACAGAGCAUCGAUCCAGGUCUACGAGGAGACUGCGGGUGUGCAAGUCGGCGAUCCCGUACGACGGACCGGCAAGCCCCUCUCCGUCGAGCUCGGCCCUGGCCUCCUCAACAACAUCUACGAUGGUAUCCAGCGACCACUCGAGAAGAUUUCCGAGAUAUCCAAGAGCAUCUAUAUCCCCCGCGGUAUCUCCGUACCCGCCCUCGACCGGACAAAGAAGUGGGAGUUCACUCCCACCAUGAAGGUCGGCGACCACAUCACGGGAGGCGACGUCUGGGGUACCGUCUUUGAGAACUCCUUCAUCAAGGUCCACAGGAUCCUCUUCCCGCCCCGCGCCCGGGGUACCAUCACCAAGAUUGCCGACAAGGGCGAGUACACAGUCGACGAGAAGAUCCUCGAGGUCGAGUUCGACGGCAAGAAGACCCAGUACGGCAUGAUGCAGACCUGGCCCGUCCGUGUGCCCAGGCCAACCACGGAGAAGCACUCGGCCAACAGCCCGUUCCUCGUCGGCCAGCGUGUGCUCGACGCCCUCUUCCCCAGUGUCCUGGGUGGUACCGUCGCCAUCCCAGGUGCUUUCGGCUGCGGCAAGACUGUCAUCAGUCAGUCAGUGUCCAAGUUCUCCAACAGUGAUAUCAUCGUCUACGUUGGAUGCGGUGAGCGCGGUAACGAGAUGGCUGAAGUCUUGAAGGAUUUCCCCGAGCUGUCUAUCGAGGUCGAGGGUCGCAAGGAGCCCAUCAUGAAGCGCACGACGCUCAUCGCCAACACCUCCAACAUGCCCGUCGCCGCCCGUGAGGCCUCUAUCUACACUGGAAUUACGGUGGCAGAAUAUUUCCGUGAUCAGGGUCUCGACGUCGCCAUGAUGGCCGACUCGUCUUCCCGUUGGGCCGAGGCCCUGCGUGAGCUUUCGGGUCGUCUUGGAGAGAUGCCUGCGGACCAGGGUUUCCCGGCCUAUCUGAGUACCAAGCUGGCCAGCUUCUACGAGCGUGCCGGCAAGGUUCAAGCCCUCGGCUCACCGGAGCGAGACGGCAGUGUCAGCAUCGUCGGAGCCGUCAGCCCCCCCGGUGGUGAUUUCUCCGACCCGGUCACGACGUCCACCCUGGGUAUCGUGCAGGUCUUCUGGGGUCUGGACAAGAAGCUCGCCCAGCGCAAGCAUUUCCCGUCCAUCAACACGUCCGUGUCGUACUCCAAGUACACCAUGGUGCUGGACAAGUGGUACGAGAAGGAGUACCCCGAGUUCCCGCGGCUGCGCAACAGCAUCAAGCAGCUGCUGUCCAACUCGGAGGAGCUCGACCAGGUCGUGCAGCUGGUGGGCAAGGCGGCGCUGUCGGACCCGGACAAGAUCACGCUCGACAUGGCCACGCUGAUCAAGGAGGACUUUUUGCAGCAGAACGGCUACAGCGACUACGACCAGUUCUGCCCCAUCUGGAAGACGGAGUGGAUGAUGCGCCUCAUGAUGGGCUUCCACGACGAGGCGCAGAAGGCCAUCUCGCAGGGCCAGUCGUGGGCCAAGGUCCGCGAGGCGACGCAGGAGCUGCAGGGCCAGCUGCGGAGCCUCAAGUUUGAGGUGCCGACCGAGGGCCAGGAGAAGAUUUGCAAGAAGUACGAGGCCAUACAGCAGGCCAUGCUGGACAAGUUUGCAUCAGUUAUGGACGAGUAA